CCUCUCUGAUACGGCCACGAAGAGCCGCAUCUCGUCAGUCUCUGCAUACAACCUAUGCCGGGCACAUGCGCACGCGUCCGCUUCAGAAUUUGGCAUCACCUCAUUGGUCCGUGGCAUCCCUGUCGUCGACUCCGCGUCGUCGACUGUCCCAUCGAUCCCUUGCACCACCUUAGGCUCACCCGUCCCGCGACUUGAAAUAUCUGCUCUCUCGAAUCAUCCCGCGCGCCAACGCCAUCACGCCCCAGGCGGGCUUAGGAUGCACGAUUCCGUUCGCUUAACGGCGCGUCGCCACUGUGAUGUACUCAAGAGCGCUCCUCAAUGCUAGCAUUCCCAAUACCGCUCUAUGGCCUCUCAGAGCACGGCUGCUAGCUCUAUCUUACUGGCAAUAUGCAAAGCACCGAAGCCACACCCCUAUCCCAAGAAUCUAUGGAAUGGGAUAUAUAGAGGACGUCCCCUAACUUCGCACCCGCAUCUUUCCCAACGGCUCACCAGUUCUGACUCUCAUCAGUUGCAUUCCGUUCCGAUACCCUCAAUGGCCUCCCGUGAAAGCAAUCACCCUGGGCCGAUCUUGCCGAAGAAGGGGUCUUCCCCAAGCGCGGUCAAUGGCUACUCGACCUGCGAAAACAUACCUUCACAGACUUCGCCGCUGACAGCCUCUGCCCAUGCUCACGAUGCCGAGACGAGUCGCACCCAAGAGUCUUCGCCCCACCCGCCAUCUCCACAACCUCUAGAUGAAGUCGCGCUCGCUAAGCACACCGGUUGUCACUUGCCUAUCGCUGCUGAAGGGGUCGAGGGGAAGGCGCGGGUUGACGCAGUACAAAAGGAUGCUCAGGAGCCGGAGUUUGAGCUUCCUCGCGACUGUUCGGACGUCGAUAAGAUUGACAUAGAGAGGUGGAUCGAUGCUCAGGGCGCCUUGUAUGGCCGACUUGUAGGGAAUCCAAAAGGGGGCAAAGAGGACUGAGUGUCUAGUUUGGUGAUUCCCUAUUGACAAAGGCAACUGGAUGAAAUGGGUAUUUGAGCUCCACAGGAUCAUGAUCUUUAGCGGGCUCUCCAAAUGGAAUCUUCUUCGCUGAGUAUGAUCUCUCGUCCGAUCUGUCUACUUAAUCUUGCCCUAUGAUGGCAAUGCUCUCCU
This is a messenger RNA of Trematosphaeria pertusa, 1132 nucleotides long. RefSeq lists its product as uncharacterized. Bases 344 to 961 code for a protein of 205 amino acids. The transcript has 3 exons. The record is from RefSeq and is a predicted model, not a curated record. Lineage: Eukaryota; Fungi; Ascomycota; Dothideomycetes; Pleosporales; Trematosphaeriaceae.